AGGAGCCCAGUCAAUGAGCUUAGCACUUCUCGAGGGCUACUCCUCCGCCGAGGAGGAGGACGGCCCCGCCGCCGGCGCCGGCGCCGAGCUAAGCGAGUCCGCUGAUUCGUCAGCCGAGGAAGCCGGAUCGGACGGCGACGAGGGGUCCGCUCCUCCGAAGUCGGCCUUCAAGCCCCGCCGCCGACCAAACCGUAAGAAGGGAGAUGCCGGCGGCGGCGACGGGGACUCCUGUCUGCCCUCCGCUCUGGAGGCCUUCUCCGAUAUCUCGGGACCACCGGAGUUCUUGAGGCACAGGGUUGCGGAGCCUGAGGAAGGGACGGAGGCCCUCGGUGUACUCGAUCGCCGUGGGAAAGAGGGGAGCAAGCUGCCGCCUCCAGGAGCUGUUGUGGUGGCAAAACCGCAGUUGGUUACCACAAUUGGAGCCAACCCUCCAGGUUCAGUGACAUCUGGUUCUGUUGAUGGAAAAAGAAUAAUAGGUGCCGCAAAUCCUGGUCCAGAAGAUGCAGCUGAUCUUCUGAGGAUGUGUCUCCAAUGUGGUGUACCAAAGACCUACUCACAUGGCAAGGGUAUGGUUUGCCCUCAAUGUGGUGAUAGACCGGCGCUGACAAAAGAGCCCGAAAAGAAGAAGGGUUCCACUGUCAAAGACAAGGAGAAGAUCAAGAGGAUGAGGGGCCAAUCGUCGCAUGCGUCCUGGAAGAGCGAAACCGAGAUGGCUCUUCGACAACAUUUCGACUGAUAACUAGUUAGCGUGGCCAAUAUUUAGAUGGAGUACCCUGUAAACUGUACGUUGGUGAAACUUUUUUUUGCCCUGUGUAAUGUACCAUGUGAUGGCCCUUGUGCCUCACACAGUCACACUAGGUUCCAGAGAGCCUGAUCCAGAGUUGUGUCUUAUGUAUAUGCCUUGAACGGUUUUAUUUGCUGAUCUGUCAAAACUGAAUCUUAGAUAUCAGAUUCCGUGGAAUGGUUUUUGUUUGCU
Zea mays is the source of this 976-nucleotide messenger RNA. RefSeq lists its product as uncharacterized. The transcript is spliced from 3 exons. The coding region runs from base 14 to 736 and encodes 240 amino acids. The record is from RefSeq and is marked validated. NCBI's taxonomy places the organism in Eukaryota, Viridiplantae, Streptophyta, Magnoliopsida, Poales, Poaceae.